This is a messenger RNA of Vanrija pseudolonga, 4429 nucleotides long. RefSeq names its product Dehydrogenase xptC. The record is from RefSeq and is a predicted model, not a curated record. The transcript is spliced from 4 exons. Gene Ontology annotation, molecular function: oxidoreductase activity, acting on CH-OH group of donors; flavin adenine dinucleotide binding. NCBI's taxonomy places the organism in Eukaryota, Fungi, Basidiomycota, Tremellomycetes, Trichosporonales, Trichosporonaceae. The coding region runs from base 1627 to 4146 and encodes 839 amino acids.
CUCUUGCGGGGAAGACGACAGCUCGACCACCGCGCCCAGAGGUAUUUCGUACGGACGCCCAGCAUCCCGCGCCCACCGCAAUCCGCAGCGGACAGUGGCCGAGCACGCCGAGGCCUUGGCGUCUUGGCCCGUUUCAUCGUCACCACCUCGUCGCCUUGCCACUGUGUGCCUCUGCCGCCGGUCCGGCGCCCGCUCUCGCCCCGCCCCGCAGGGAGCUCCGUCACAGCGGAUGAUGGAUGACACGGGUUGGCUGAGUGGGCGUGGGAGCGAGCGGGCGACUGAGAGUGGGUGUGGGAGUGUGGAGGGGAGGUCGCGUGGGAGGGCCAAGCGGUUUCGCCUGAUCUGUGGCGGCCACUCUCCGCAGCAACGACCGUCUCGGCGCUGCUGCCGAGCGCGGGUGUGUGUGUCGUGUGUCCGUCAUGUUUGUUUGCAGCUUACCGGAACACAGAGGCAGUGCUGCACCUCGCCGCCAAGCUGCGGGGAGCGGCGCGCGGCGCGCGGAGCAUUGGCCACCCGCUGCGCGCGCCGCCAUGGACCACUACUGCUGCGAUAGUUGUGCCGUAGUUAGCCCAUCGCGCGCAAGUAUAGCCCCAGCUGGCCGCUUUGGCCGCGCGUUCUGUGCCGACGACGGUCGGCGGCCGGCGUCUUCGGCUCGGAAGUGCCCCUCUGCGCUGCGCUGCGUGCAUUCGGACAGUCAGCCCACCCACCCACACACCAUUGGAGAUGACGAUCCACGUCUACAAAUUAUUACGAGGGGGUUGGCCUCGCGUUUGACCCUGGCGUCUGACCCUGCCAUUCUGUCUGGGUGGACGGGGGGGCAAGGCAAGGCAAGCAAGCACGAAAAAUUGUUCUCCGCCUGCCUUUGCAUUCCCCCUCGGCGCGCUGCUGCUGUGCGCAAGCAGCGCCGCCAGCUCAUGCAUAGUACCCUUUGCACCGCUUCAAUCGCGGGUCAAGCUCUUCCAUGCCCGCGAGCGCGCUUGGCCGAAGCCACCGAACCAGGGUGUGCCGACCUACGGACCUGCGGUGGCACCGACGCGCCUGGAGGAUUGAGGGUGCCUUGCAGGACGGACCCCGGAUGGCUUGGUGUGAUGUCUAUCGACGUCGUCUGCGGGCAGAGCUUGCGGCCGUCUGUGGUCUUGCUGCUGCGGCGCCAGUCAGCAAGCCAACAUGGGCCAGCCUGCACAUGUCAACCUCUUAUGCUACGCGUUGUCUCGCUUCUGCUUUGCAUCUCUGUUCCUCUCAUCCUCACGCUCUCUUGACGACGGCCACGAUCCCAUCACUCAUUCAACUCCAAUAAGCAGCCAGGGCAAUCCAAGUCUUGGCAUUUGCCUGCAGCAAGCCCGUCGCGGGAAAAAAACGACGAAACGUACGACACAGUAGAAAACAAGACCUUACACAUUCGUUCAUCGACGGCGAGAUCGACGUAGAGCGAGACUCUUGUUCUGCUCGCAACUUUUUUUUUCUCAUUGUCGCCCUCCUCGCUGCUCUCCUCCGGCACAAAGCCUCUGAGCAGCGCACACUAGCGGCCUCGUCCUCGAACGCGACCGCCUGUCCCUUCCCCCUUGGAUAAAUCCCACGCCCAUCAGUGCUGGUGCACAGACCGAAAAAUCCAAGACACCCACCACGAUGCUCCCCACCCUCGCCCUCGCGGCGCUCGCCGCUGCCGUCCCCGUGCUCGGCAGCAAGGACGACGCGUUCAACUCGCACAUGCACCGCGACAUCAUCCGCCGCGCAGGCAUCACCUCGGAUGUGACCCAGGUCAGCGGCAAGGCGUUCGACUUUAUCAUUGCCGGCGGUGGUCUUGCGGGCCUUGCGCUCGCUGGCCGCCUGUCCGAGUACUCCAACCAGACCGUCCUCGUCAUUGAGGCCGGUAGCGAUGGAUCAGACUACGCCAACAACAUUGACAUUCCUGGUUACUCGUACAUCAACUCGCUCACCCGCCCGAACAUGCCCACCGACUGGCAGUACCAGACCGUCUCGCAGGCGUCGGCUGGCGGUGUCCAGAAGCGCUGGCCCCGUGGCAAGCUUCUCGGUGGCUCGGCCGCCGUCAACGGCCUCUUCUGGUGCCGUGGUGACUCGGGCGAGUACGACGACUGGGCGGCGCUCAACCCCGGCGCCAACCAGACCUGGAACUGGGCCGAGAUGCAGAAGUACAUCAACAAGGCUGAGCAGUUCCAUGCUCCCCCUCAGGCUCAGGCGACCCAGUUCAACAUGAAGUAUGACGCCAGCGUCCACGGCACCUCGGGCCCCAUCCAGGCCGGCUUCUCUCAGUACAUCUACCCCUUCACCUCGAACUGGAUCCCCGCUUGGAACGCCAUGGGCCUCCCCGCCCAUGACCUUGCCGACGGCUCGACUCGCGGUGUCAUGAUCACGCCCUCGACCCUCAACCCUACCAACCAGUCGCGUGUCGACUCCAAGAUUGGCUACAUUGACCCCCUGCCCCCUCGCGCCAACCUCUUCAUCCUCACUGGCCAGCAGGUCACCGGCAUCGUCUUCAACGGCACCAAGGAUGCCUCGGGCAACGUUGUCGCCUCGGGUGUUUCCUUCUCGGCCGGCUCGGGCCAGACUGUCUACUCGGUUCAGGCUAACAAGGAGGUCAUCCUCUCCGGUGGUGUCGUCGGCUCGGCCCAGAUCCUCCAGCUCUCGGGUAUCGGCCCCCAGACUGUCCUCCAGCCCCUCGGCAUUAACACGCUCGUCGACCUCCCCGUCGGCCACAACCUCCAGGACCACGCCUCGUACACCUUGUACUUUAACACGCAGCAGAUUGACAACUGGCAGCAAUUUGCUAACAACGCGGGCGCGCAGGCUCAGGCCCUCACCGAGUGGCAGCAGAGCUCGACCGGUCUCUGGACCUACGUCAACGAGGCUGUCGGUUACAUCUCGUACGCCGACAUGAUGGGCAGCAACGCCUCGGCCGCCACCGCUGCCCAGGCCCUCAACCUCCAGGACAUGGCCAACCAGGUCACCCAGAUGCACAAUCUCCCCACGAGCGUGCAGGCCGGUCUCGCCGAGCAGUACAAGCUCCUCCAGAGCCGUCUCCAGGACAACACUGGCCAGCUCGAGAUCAUCCUCACCAUGUGGGGCUCGGGACCCAACAACAUUGGUAUCCAGAUGGGUAUCCAGCACCCCUUCUCCCGCGGUACCAUCUUCAUCAACUCGAAGGACGCUUUCACUGCCCCUACCAUUGACCCCUCGUACUUCUCAGUCGGCCCCGACGCCCAGAUCCUCACUGCUGGCUCCGAGUGGGUCCGCAACCUCGCCAAGGCUGGUCCCUUUGCCCAGCAAAUCACUGGAGAGUCGGGCGCCUCGGUCGGUCUCACCGGCCAGGCUCUGACCACCUACGCUACCACCCAGGCGGGCACCGAGUUCCACCCUCUCGGCACAUGCUCGAUGCUUCCCCGCGCCCAGGGCGGUGUCGUUGACACCAACCUGCUCGUCUACGGCACCAACAACGUCCGUGUUGUCGACGCCUCGAUCAUGCCCCUCCAGGUCUCUGCCCACUUGAUGGCCUCGACCUACGGUAUCGCCGAGAAGGCCGCCGACAUCAUCAAGCAGGCUCACUGGAAGCCCCCUCCUCCCCCCCAGUCGUCGACCGCUGCCACGACUACCGAGCAGGAGUCUACCGCUGUCCCCGGCCAGGCCACUGACUCGGCCGUCGCCAACGCUGAGAGGCCCGCCUCCAAGGGCCUUUCCAGCACUGCCAAGCUCGGCAUUGGAAUCGGUGUCGGUGUCGGCGUCGGUCUCCUCCUCGCCAUCCUCGCCUUCCUCUGCUGCUGCCGUCGCAAGAACCAGAAGAAGGCCUCGGACGAGAAGGGCUGGUACGCCCAGGGCCAGACCCAGGACAACGGUGCUUGGGACACUGGCGCUGCCUACCGCGAGCAGGACUCGUUCGCCAUGGGCGACGUCCCCGGCCGCCCUCAGCGUCCGUUCUCGACCGCCCCCUCCAUCUCUACCAUGGCGACCCACGACCUGCCUGGCCAGGGUACCAUCUCGCGCUCGGGCUCCGAGUACGGCAACCUCGGUGCUGGCGACCUCCCUCCUGGUGCUUCGCAUGGCACCGACUCGCCCUACCGCGACUACCCUACACCCGGCCAGAACUCUGGCAUCUCGACCCCCCAGGGUUACCCCCAGCAGUACCGCGACUAAACGACGCGAGCCAGCGCCGACCUAGACCCCCCAAGACGACGCACGCACGCACGACUAGCAAUGCACGGCAGGCGAGGCCGCGGCACGCCAAGGCAAGCCCAGGUUAAACGCCUAGCCCCCCCCGGACACUCACUCACUCAUGGUGACUCCACCCCCAUGGACAUUGACACUUGUUGUCUCCUCAAUCUCUCAUCUUUCUCUCUAGCUCUGAUUACGCUCUGCAUGGUGCGGCCUCUGCGCACACUUGCCAUCUAAUGCCUAGACAUGCAGUUAUACAAGUGGA